Molecule: messenger RNA, 1413 nt
Organism: Telopea speciosissima
Lineage: Eukaryota; Viridiplantae; Streptophyta; Magnoliopsida; Proteales; Proteaceae
Product: S-adenosylmethionine synthase 1-like
Exons: 2
Coding region: 39-1214 (391 amino acids)
Biological process (GO): S-adenosylmethionine biosynthetic process
Cellular component (GO): cytosol
Molecular function (GO): methionine adenosyltransferase activity; ATP binding
Source: RefSeq, a predicted model, not a curated record
GACCUCCGCGUUUAGCCUUCUUUCUCAGAGAAAGAGAGAUGGAUACCUUCCUCUUCACCUCCGAAUCCGUCAAUGAGGGUCACCCUGACAAGAUCUGCGACCAGAUCUCUGAUGCCAUCCUUGACGCCUGCUUAGAACAAGACCCAGAGAGCAAGGUUGCAUGUGAGACAUGCACCAAGACCAACAUGGUCAUGGUCUUUGGUGAGAUCACCACCAAGGCUAAGGUGAACUACGAGAAGAUUGUUAGAGAUACCUGCAGAGGCAUUGGUUUUAUUUCAGCUGAUGUGGGUCUUGAUGCUGACAAAUGCAAUGUCCUCGUCAACAUUGAGCAGCAGAGCCCUGACAUUGCCCAGGGUGUUCAUGGUCACCUCACAAAGAAGCCUGAGGAAAUUGGAGCUGGUGACCAAGGUCAUAUGUUCGGUUAUGCAACAGAUGAAACCCGCGAGCUGAUGCCCCUUACCCAUGUCUUGGCCACCAAGCUAGGGGCUAAACUAACUGAAGUGAGGAAGAAUGGAACCUGCUCAUGGCUUAGGCCCGAUGGGAAGACUCAAGUGACUGUUGAGUACAAGAAUGAAGGUGGUGCUAUGGUCCCUCUCAGAGUCCACACUGUGCUCAUCUCAACCCAACAUGAUGAGACUGUCACAAACGACCAGAUCUCCAAGGACCUGAAGGAACAUGUGAUCAAGCCAGUCAUCCCCUCGCAGUACCUUGAUGACAAGACCAUCUUCCACCUCAACCCAUCAGGCCGUUUUGUCAUUGGAGGACCUCAUGGUGAUGCUGGGCUCACUGGCCGUAAGAUCAUCAUUGACACUUAUGGUGGGUGGGGUGCUCAUGGUGGAGGUGCCUUCUCUGGCAAGGACCCAACAAAGGUGGACCGCAGUGGUGCCUACAUUGUCAGGCAGGCAGCUAAAAGCGUAGUGGCUUCUGGGCUUGCCCGACGAUGCAUUGUGCAAGUCUCUUAUGCUAUUGGUGUCCCGGAGCCUUUGUCUGUGUUUGUGGACACAUACAAGACUGGUAAGAUUCCAGACAGAGACAUAUUGGCUCUGAUCAAGGAAAAUUUUGACUUCAGGCCAGGAAUGAUUGCCAUUAACCUCGACCUGAAAAGAGGAGGCAAAUCUAGGUACCUGAAGACUGCUGCCUAUGGGCAUUUUGGCCGGGAUGACCCAGAUUUCACUUGGGAAACUGUCAAGCUCCUCAAGAAUGACAAGGCUUAGAGUUAAUGCAGACCUGCACCUUGGGUAUUUUCUGUUGUGGGACGAAGCUAAGAAGCAUAUGUAAGUGCACCAAGCUCCUGCCGACAAACAAGAAGGAGAAGCCGCUCAGUGGAGGAUGUGUUGCUCAAAGCUUCACCAAAUAUUGGAUGGGGGGAUCUAUUUAUAAUCGUUCUUUUAUUCUAAUUUUCUGCUUUCAUCA